AUGAGGACGAAAUUAAUCCGUUUGAGUGCAAUUUUGGCCUUUUUCUUCUCUGUGGUAUUAUCAGAACAAAUAACACUUUCUUCACAGUCAUCUACUAAGGAUGCUACGUCAGAUCUACACAUAGGUGACAGUAUAAUUUGCAACGACAUUUCGUGCUAUCCCAAGGUUUUCGAAGCAACAAACGAAUGGAAGGAAAUCAAGCCUGCUCAGAUGUUACCAGGUGGUUUAGACGUUAGAAUAAAUUUAGAAUCUGGAUUAAAGGAAGCUAAACUUGUUGAAAGGAUGUCAAGUCAGCAUGCCCAUGCUGCAGGUAAUGAAGCAGAUAACAAGGCUCUGGACGUUGUUCCCAUCGCAAAAGACGCCUUGGACUCUCAAGAACUGCAAAAAGGCCAUGAAUUUACCAAAGAGUUUACUACAAUUAGGGAUAUCUUGGCAAAAGUCGAGAAGAAACAGUUAACUAUGGACAUUACUGCUUUAGAGGAAAAGCUAGAUGAUGUAAUGGAAUUCGCUCACGAUUACAAGCAUGGCUUCAAAAUCAUCAGCAAUGAAUUCGAUUUGCUAGAAAAUAUGAGCUUCAAUGCUAUGUUACCAGUAUCCCUGAGAGAAUUAAGUGCUAGAAUGAUAAAUAGUUGCCUGAGGAACAAUCCACCAGCAUUGAAUUAUAUCAAUGAUAACUACCCCGAUUUCAAAGAUAGAAUCUUUUAUACAUUGGAAGAACUAAUCUCUAGUGAUACUUCUGCGGACUCCGUCAACGUCUUAUUAAGAAGAUAUCUCUCUACCCUAAAUGAAUUAUUACCACCCAGCUACGUUUUUACCCCAGAAGAAAUACAAAUUUUGAGGCAAGCGUUAGCUUUAAAAGAUAAGCAACUGGAGAAAAAAGUGCUAGAAAUAGCGUCAAGAUUUUUUUCAUCAGCCGCCAUUAGCGAUACCAAUUCAGAUUUGCACACGGUGGUGCAAGACAUUCAAGGGUGGGUGAAAGAGUUUGAAACAGCAAUACAGAAUUCAGACGUCGAUGAAUUACACAUACGUGAGUUCUUCAAUAGUCUUUACAAUAUUAAACAACAAUUAAAAACUAAGGUUACCAUAAGCUCUCAAUUUUUGGAUUGGCUGGAACUGCAAUCUGAUUCCAGAGAAAAAAAUUUGAACACAGAAUUACAACACAGAGAUUUAGAACAGGAUUCCUUCGAUAAAAGACUAAUAGAGAGCAGACACCUAGUUUUUGGAAAUCCGAUGGCACAGAGAAUAAAGCAGUUUGAUGAUGAGCUCUAA
Messenger RNA from Zygotorulaspora mrakii, 1269 nucleotides. It is a transcript of the gene SIL1, whose product is annotated as Sil1p. NCBI's taxonomy places the organism in Eukaryota, Fungi, Ascomycota, Saccharomycetes, Saccharomycetales, Saccharomycetaceae. The transcript has a single exon. The record is from RefSeq and is a predicted model, not a curated record. The coding region runs from base 1 to 1269 and encodes 422 amino acids. Gene Ontology annotation, molecular function: adenyl-nucleotide exchange factor activity. Gene Ontology annotation, cellular component: endoplasmic reticulum.